AUGGCUUCCUCAACCCGAACCAGGCCCACAAUUGCGCGUAGCCCUUACUCAUCUGACGACUCGCAAGAACACCGCGCAAGAGGCAAAUCUAAUGCCACAAGAAGGCGGGUGCAUCGGGUACGGGCAGAUUCCAGCCCUGACAGCACCGAUCGCUCCAAGCCAGAUAGAGAGAUGAUUCCAUCCGAACCACGAAUCUACCCCGGCGUGGUUUCAAGGCGUCGACGCCAUCUCCGUACUGAGAGACACUCCUCUUCGGACGAGGAUGACUCUCAAGGCAGACCGCGCGGGUUUAAUUUCUCUGACCCGGACAAGGUUUUACACGAGUUUGCACGCGCCACUGAAGAGUCUGUGGUGGGAGCCGCAACCAAGUUCCCCGUGUACCGCGGGCGGCGUCGAGCUCAAAGCCAAUAUAGUUCUGAAGGCACCGUUUCAUCAAAAGUGCAACUCCCGGCGACCUUUGUGCCGCCACCGCGAGAUUACAGCAGUGAUUACAGCAGUGAUUCAUCCGGAGUCCAGGUCUCGCCGCCUUCAGCCGUCUCGCCGCCUUCAGCCUAUAGCGAUCUGGAUGAGAAUGGUGUCCAUGUUUCGCCGUACGAAGACGACGGUUAUCAUCCCCGUCGUGCAGCUGGGUUUCAUACGCCGCAGGACCCAUCAUUGAGAGAGGGAGACUCAACCUCGGCUGGUGAGAGCGAACCUGAGCAUGAAGCACGCCGGCGGCCACGGAGGAGUCGCUCACGCCGGCGGCCACGGAGGAGUUACUCACGCCGGCCGCCACGGAGGAGUCGCUCUCGGUCCACCCGCAGUACGGCUUCGAGUAUUGCGGUCAAGUCUACGAUCUCUGAAGAUCUGUCUCGGCAUGAUAGGGAUCAGGGCGCUAAGUUGCGGUAUUUGUCGCGGAAGCUGGAGCGGUCUGGGUUGGGGUUGAGGGGGGCGGCGUUGCGGUGA
Aspergillus mulundensis is the source of this 945-nucleotide messenger RNA. RefSeq lists its product as uncharacterized. Lineage: Eukaryota; Fungi; Ascomycota; Eurotiomycetes; Eurotiales; Aspergillaceae. The record is from RefSeq and is a predicted model, not a curated record. The transcript is spliced from 5 exons. Bases 1 to 945 code for a protein of 314 amino acids.